Molecule: messenger RNA, 706 nt
Organism: Sycon ciliatum
Lineage: Eukaryota; Metazoa; Porifera; Calcarea; Leucosolenida; Sycettidae
Product: large ribosomal subunit protein eL18B-like
Exons: 6
Coding region: 97-660 (187 amino acids)
Biological process (GO): translation
Cellular component (GO): cytosolic large ribosomal subunit; ribosome
Molecular function (GO): RNA binding; structural constituent of ribosome
Source: RefSeq, a predicted model, not a curated record
UUCGAGUCGCCAUUUUUGAAUGGCGUGCCGAGCAUGCGCAAAAUGGUGUAGAAUCGAAUCUUUCUUUCUUUUGCGUGUUGCCGGCGUUUGGGAAAGAUGGGCAUCGACAUUAAGAAAAGGACCCGUACCGUGGCCCGCAAGGAGCCUCGCACCGAGGAUGUCUACAUCAAGCUCCUCGUGAAGCUGUACCGCUUCCUUGCAAGAAGGACCGACUCUUCCUUCAACAAGGUUGUGCUGAAGCGCCUAUUCAUGAGCCGCAUCAACAGGCCACCAAUGUCGAUCGCUCGUCUGGUCAAGAAGAUGAAGAACCCAGCCAACAAGGGCAAGACUGCCGUCAUCGUCGGUACCAUCACCAACGAUGUCCGCAUUCUGGAUAUUCCUGCCUUGAAGGUCUGUGCCCUGCGCCUCACUGAGGGCGCUCGUGCCAGAAUCCUGAAAAACGGUGGUGAGAUCAUGACCUUCGAUCAGCUCGCCCUCAAGGCACCCCGUGGCCAGAACACCGUCAUUCUGCAAGGACCCCGUGCUGCCCGUGAGGCUGUCCGUCAUUUCGGUCGUGCCCCAGGUGUACCCCACAGCAACUCCAAGCCUUACGUCCGCGCAAAGGGACGCAAGUUCGAGCGUGCCCGUGGUCGCCGCUCCAGCCGUGGAUACAAAGUGUAAUCCGCUAUUUCUUACCAGUCGCCAAAUUAAACCCGUCAAAAAACCA